Dentiscutata erythropus is the source of this 289-nucleotide messenger RNA. The record is from the annotation of a GenBank genome assembly. NCBI's taxonomy places the organism in Eukaryota, Fungi, Glomeromycota, Glomeromycetes, Diversisporales, Gigasporaceae.
AAGCAAAAGUUUUAAACUUGCAAAUGAUGCAAUAAUAAAUAAAUCUGAAUCUGAAUCCUCUAAUCUACAAACAUUUCAAGAUAUAGAAAUUUAUAAUCUUACUAUAGCAGAGGAUGAGACAAACUUAUCAGGAACUUUUAAAUCUGAUGAAAUUACAGUAUCAGAAGUUGAUAAACUUCUUGCAGAAAUUUAUACUAAUAUAGUUUCAUUAACAAAAGAUGAAUCAAUCAAAGUAUGUGAUUAUCAUAUAGCAUUUAAAGAAGAAAAGGCUAAAGGUGCUAGAACUUAG